Molecule: messenger RNA, 4563 nt
Organism: Populus nigra (black poplar)
Lineage: Eukaryota; Viridiplantae; Streptophyta; Magnoliopsida; Malpighiales; Salicaceae
Product: kinesin-like protein KIN-14F
Exons: 17
Coding region: 888-4277 (1129 amino acids)
Biological process (GO): microtubule-based movement
Molecular function (GO): microtubule motor activity; microtubule binding; ATP binding
Source: RefSeq, a predicted model, not a curated record
UGAUAAAAUGGUAGUGAUCAACACCAUCAGUGAAACUGGGAGUUGGGAAAAGCAAUUGCCCUUAUUUCUUAAGGUACAUGAAGGCAAAGGGUAAAAAAAGAGGGAGACUAGAGAGUACUAACGUUUCAAUUUUGACGAGGUCUAUUCCUAUUUUCUCCUCUUGAGCUCACACAACAUCUCCUUCUCUAGUGUCUCUCUCACAAACAAGUGGAGAGGGGGAAGCAUUUAAUGCCAAUCUUAUGUUAUUUCUGAAUUCUCUCUCAUAUAUUCACUACACAUGAGAACCUUGUUUCUCUCACCUUCCAAUAUAUCUGGAUAACUACAUUGGAUGUGCUGCUCCACAUUUAUAUAGCUCAAACUCUUAUGCAACCUGUUGAAUUUUCUGAAUUUGAAGAAGGCCAUUUCAAGGUCUGUGCCUUAUAGAAACUGAACUUUAUCGCUUCUUCCUUGCAAAAGCGCUUGCUGCUUCUUUUCUAGGGUGGUGGUGAUGAUCAAGUGUAGUUCCUGCAAGACUUCUUGUUUGUAGCUCCUCUCAUUUCCAUUUCUUUCUAUGUAGCUUCUUGUGCCAAUUCUCUCUCUCUCUCUAUUAAUCUUCUCUGUAUCAUUUCCAAUCCUAUUGGAUUUUCUUUCUUUUUGAGCAUUAUAUUUCUUACCAACAUUUGUUUGUGUUAAAUGUUCAUGUUUUUGGUUUCUUAAAGAGCAUUACAUUAACUUCUUACCAAACCUACUGCUCUAAUAAAGUUGGAAUAUAUUACUACUUUCUAGGUUUGAAUCUCUAACCAACUUGUUUCAAAUGUUCUGAUCAGGUUUCUGUGCAAUUUUAUGUCUGUUUCCGCAGUGAUAAGCAGGGUAGCAUUUCCAGGUGAGAGUACUGAUUAGGCAUAAAGAUGCCACACGAAACCAACAAUGGCUCCCUUUUCACCUCUCCUUGCAAGAACUUGAGAGGGUUAAGAGGUUUGAUUCCCAGCAAUGAGGCUUGUUACCCUGAUGAGAUUAUCAAUGACCGCGAAUUAGCUCAAAGAAAAGCUGAAGAAGCAGCUUCAAGGAGGUACCAAGCAGCAGAUUGGCUGAGGCAGAUGGACACGGGGGCAUCAAGAACCCUGCCCAAAGAACCCUCAGAGGAAGAGUUUUGCCUUGCUCUAAGAAAUGGCCUCAUUCUCUGCAAUGUCCUCAAUAAAGUCAACCCUGGUGCUGUUCUCAAGGUGGUUCCGAAUCUCACAGUGCAGUCUACGGAAGGAGCAGCACAGUCUGCGAUUCAGUACUUUGAGAACAUGAGGAAUUUUUUGAUGGCUGUUAAAGAUAUGAAGCUUUUGACUUUUGAAGCAUCUGACUUGGAGAAGGGAGGCUCGUCGAGUAAGGUUGUAGAUUGCAUUCUCUGUUUGAAAGGAUAUUAUGAAUGGAAGCAGGCUGGUGGAAUUGGUGUAUGGAGAUAUGGAGGGCUUAUUAAGAUCGAAUCAUUCCAGAAGGGAUCGCCAUCUUCUCUGGUCGGCAGCGAAAGUGCUGAUGAGUCUGUUGAUGAAUCUGAAUCAUCACAAUAUGAACAAGUAUUAGAGUUUCUUCAUCUUUCCAGUGAGGUCUCAAUUGAAGAAACCAAAACUGCCAAUGCUCUGGCCUUUCUUUUCGAUCAUUUUGGACUCCGACUUCUACAAGCUUACCUUCAGGAGAUCAAUGGGAUUGAAGAGCUGCCUUUGAAUGGAAUGGUAAUAGAUACUUUGCUCAGAAAGGCAGUUAAAGAUUUCUCAGCAUUGCUUGUUUCUCAGGGCACACAGCUUGGACAAUUUCUGAAGAAAAUAUUGAAGGGUGAUAUCGGUUCCCUAUCAAAAAAUGAAUUCAUAGAAGCCAUUUCCCAAUAUCUUAGACAAAGAGCUAGUUUGGGUUCAAGUGAUUUCUCCAAGUUUUGCAUCUGUGGUGGCAAAAGAGAAACUAUUCAGCAUACUGUUAGUAACUCUUCCGGUCACACGGAAGUAAUUGAUCUUCAUCAGAAACAGCUUGAGGAUCUGAGAUUUUAUUACAAAGAAAUGAGGCGACAAGUGAAACAAAUUCAAGCAGAUUGGGAAGAAGAAGUCAGCAGGCUUGAACAACAUAUCAGGGAUCUUGAAGUAGCAUCUUCUUCUUGUCACCAAGUUUUAGAGGAAAAUCGCCAGCUUUACAAUCAAGUACAAGACCUUAAAGGAACAAUCAGGGUCUAUUGUAGAGUCAGACCCUUCUUGCGGGGGCAAUCGAAUGUGCAAUCUACUGUGGACUACAUUGGAGAAAAUGGAAAUAUCAUGAUUGUUAAUCCUCUUAAGAACGGGAAAGAAGCAAGAAAGGUGUUUUCCUUCAACAAAGUAUUUGGAACGAAUGUUACUCAAGACCAAAUAUAUGUGGACACUCAACCAUUGGUCCGGUCAGUUCUAGAUGGCUAUAAUGUUUGCAUCUUUGCAUAUGGACAAACCGGAUCAGGGAAGACAUAUACAAUGAGUGGCCCUGAUUUGACUUCUGAACAAACAUGGGGUGUGAACUAUCGAGCUCUGCGCGACUUAUUUCAGAUUUCAACGACAAGGGGAGAUGUCAUUAGGUAUGAAGUUGGAGUUCAAAUGGUAGAAAUAUAUAAUGAACAAGUGAGAGACCUAUUAGUCAGUGAUGGCUCCAACAGAAGAUUAGACAUCCGUAACAAUUCCCAGUUGAAUGGGCUUAAUGUACCUGACGCAAGCUGGAUUCCAGUUUCAAGUACACAAGAUGUUCUUGAUCUAAUGAAAAUCGGUCAAAGAAAUCGUGCUGUCGGUGCAACUGCUUUAAACGAGCGAAGCAGUCGAUCUCAUAGUGUUUUGACAGUUCAUGUCUAUGGAAAAGAAUUAGUUUCUGGAUCAAUUCUUAAAGGCUGCUUACACAUGGUGGAUUUAGCUGGAAGCGAAAGAGUGGAUAAAUCAGAAGCUGUUGGCGAGAGAUUGAAAGAAGCUCAACAUAUUAAUCGAUCUCUCUCCGCUUUGGGAGAUGUCAUCUCUGCUCUUGCACAGAAGAGUCCACAUGUUCCCUAUAGAAACAGCAAGCUUACACAAGUUCUGCAGGAUUCUUUAGGUGGGCAUGCUAAAACACUAAUGUUUGUACAUAUAAAUCCUGAACUUAAUUCUAUUGGGGAGACAAUUAGCACACUGAAGUUUGCUGAGAGAGUUGCAUCUGUUGAACUUGGGGCAGCUAGAUCGAACAAAGAAACUGGCGAAAUCCGAGAGCUGAAAGAAGAGAUAUCAAACCUCAAAGAGGCAUUGGAGAGGAAGGAAGCUGAAAUCGAGCAAAUCAAAGGUGGCAGUACUAGAAGCACAGCAGAAUCUCAAAGAACAAGAGCGGUUUCUCCUUUCUAUGUGCCAAGAUAUGGUACAAGUGCCAACUCAAAACCCGAGACAUCUCAUAGGUCAAUUGAUGACUCUAGAAGCUCAGAGGCUAGAAGUUGUUCUUCGGGUAAGCAAAGGAGAUCAAGUUUUCCUUCUUCACUCACAGACAAGGAAACAUUACCAAGGAUUCCUUUCCUAGGCGAAGAGAGGUUAGCAAACUCCGCAAAACCAAGAUCACCAUCCCCUCCUGUUAGGAGAUCAACCUCAACAGAUAGAGGAGCCCUCAGUAGAAGCAGGGUCAAGGAGAGAGUUGAGAAUCAACCAGUUGCAAGAGUACCCUUUCCAGCUAUAGUGCCUGUCAACAAAUCCAUAGCUGCAAUUCCAGUGAUCCCAUCAGCAGAUAACAGCUCAAAAGGUCCAUAUAUAGGCUCACAAGAAGCGCUGAAGCAGGAUAACAUCUCCAAAGCAUUCUAUAACCUCCAAAAGGUUAGCACCAGGAAAUAUUACCCGGAACACGAAGAGGAGCAGUGUAGGCAAGCUCUUAAUAUAAGACAAGGAGGCAUUAAAAAAAGCAAAAAUGAAAGCAAAGCUAAGGCGAAGCAUCAAAUGCCAGCAAAGUUCCACGAGGUUGAUGUUGGGACAACAAUGCUCUCUGACAUAGAUGCCGGUGAAAAGAUAGAGGAGCCGCGAAAGAGUGACUCUUCUGAGCCAGAAAACGAGCGUUUGCUUCCCGUGUCUCCAACAAUAGGUGCUUUAAUGGUGAAGAAGCUUCAGAUGAAUUUCUCGAAGAACUCACAGAAUCUUGAGCCAAGAGUUGUUCAAGUUGUGGAACCCUUAUUGGCUGGCAAACUUGAAAACAAACUUCCAAACAACAUAACUCGUAAUGCGAAAGAAGCCGGAAACACAUCCAUGCCUGAAUUCAGAAGGAGUCGAUCUACUCCUCGUGGAAAGUUUACGAUCUUACCUUGAGACUAGACAGAAUAUAGUAAUGAAUAUACUUCCACAAAUAUUAUUUCCACAUGUUGUAUAGUGACUGUUCUUGUUUGGAUACCUGGUUGCUUUCAUCUUUCAAGAGAUUUUAAGGCUGGUAGUCCAGAUGACUGCCUUUCCACAUAUCCUAAACCAUGGCAAGUUUUCCUGUAAUUUACAAGUCAUGGGUGCUAUUGCUCAGCACUUGUGGAUAUAUAGUUUCAAUGUAUUCCGGUGAUUACAUGCGCUGAUCAUUCUAUAACAUCAAGGAUUUUAUCGGUGUGAA